AUGUCCUUCUUCAUUAUGGCCGUCGGUAACGGAGUAGUAUCCGGUUGUGCGGGACUACCUGGCUGUCAAAUUCAGUUUGUUGUGAAGGGAUGGGCGGUGGCAGCAGCAUUCUACUUCCUGUCUGGUCUACUCUAUCUACUCGACAUGGGACUGGUAUUCGCUAAGAGAGACAAUGCUGAACGACCGGAUGUGGUGAUGACGGGCAACCGACGUCUGAGGUCCACACGUUAA
This is a messenger RNA of Ostertagia ostertagi, 231 nucleotides long. NCBI's taxonomy places the organism in Eukaryota, Metazoa, Nematoda, Chromadorea, Rhabditida, Trichostrongylidae. The record is from the annotation of a GenBank genome assembly.